AUGAGUUCAACAACAUCCUGGUCACUUAGGAGUUCAUCCCCAAAUCCUGCGUUCGGAAUUGUUAGCAUCGGUAGAUCGUUCGGAAUUGAUAGCAUCGAUAGCUCGUCAGGAAUUGAUAGCAUCGAUAGUUCGUCCGGAAUUAAUAGCAUCGAUAGUUCGUCCGGAAUUAAUAGCAUCAAUAGUUCGUCCGGAAUUGAUAGCAUCGAUAGUUCGUCCGGAAUUAAUAGCAUCGAUAGUUCGUUCGGAAUUGAUAACAUCGAUAGUUCGUCCGGAAUUGAUAGCAUCGAUAGUUCGUUCGGAAUUGUUAGCAUCGGUAGAUCGUUCGGAAUUGAUAGCAUCGAUAGCUCGUCAGGAAUUGAUAGCAUCGAUAGUUCGUCCGGAAUGAAUAGCAUUGAUAGUUCAUUCGGAAUUGAUAACAUCGAUAGUUCGUUGGGAAUUAAUAGCAUCGAUAGUUCGUCCGGAAUUAAUAGCAUCGAUAGUUCGUACGGAAUUGAUAGCAUCGAUAGCUCGUCAGGAAUUGAUAACAUCGAUAGUUCGUCCGGAAUGAAUAGCAUCGAUAGUUCCAGUUUUUCAUUUUUCUUAUUUCAUAUUUCUCAUUCUACCCUCUUCACGCGUGAGCAACGGAGAUCGCCAAGACACAUUUUCGGUGUUACUGCCUUUCUUUUUAAUAAAGAAUCAGUGAGUGCCAGAGUUUAUAGAGUUCAACAGCUUGUACCCGAUGACCCUCGACAAACACAGCAUCGCAGUCGUUCGUUUCUCCACAGCGAGCCGACCACCAGCCAUCCACCCACCCCUACUACCCCAAAACGCAGGCUCGGCACUUCCGGCCUGCGCACUUGUUCCUCUGAUGACGACGGCCUCGGGUUGAGUAGCGUCUUGCAUGACAGGAGUGGCCUCGCCAUGACAAACCUGACCGUCCUCUCACCACAGGCGCCUUCCGCUGAUCAUGCAAAUGCGGAUACGGUUAUUGCAGUAAAGGGAAAAUUAGACAAAUCUCUCCCUCUCUUUCUCUCUCUCCAUCUUUUUUUUUUUCUCUCUCUCUCUCUCUCUCUCUCUGUCUCUCUCUCUCUCUCAUUCUAUUCUCUCUUUUUCUUUCUCUUUCUCUCUCUGUUUCUUUUUCUCCCUCUCUGUUACCCCCGCUUUAUUUCUCUUUCUGUCUCUAUUUUUAAACCACUCUCUCUCUCUUUUUCUGUCUCUCUUUUUAACACACUUUCUCUCUUUCUCAUUCUCUUUCUCUCUCUCUCUCUUUCUCAUUCCCUUUCUCACUUUCUCUUUCUCCCUCACUAUUUCUCUUUCUGUCUCUCUUUUUCUCGCACUCUCUAUCUCUUUCUCAUUCCCUUUCUUUCUCCCUAUUUCCCCCUUUCUAUUUCUCAUUCUCUCUUUCUCUUUAUCACUUUGUCAUUCUCUCUCUCUCUCUCUCUCUCUCUCUCUCUCUCUCUCACUCUCUUUCUCUCCCUCAUUCAUUCACUCUACUUGUUCUCCUCUCCAAGAAGUGUUUGA
Molecule: messenger RNA, 1500 nt
Organism: Acanthosepion pharaonis
Lineage: Eukaryota; Metazoa; Mollusca; Cephalopoda; Sepiida; Sepiidae
Source: the annotation of a GenBank genome assembly